AUGCAGCCCAAGCGGCCGGCGCAUGCCGCAGGGAGCGACGCUGCGUACCAAUCGCUGCGCAGUAUGCUGCUCUCGCCCUUGCCCAAUGCAGAGCAUCUCGAUGCAAUGGACCGGAACACGCUAUACGGCGCGAUCGGCCACUUUCUUAGCGCCAUGGCGCAGCCCAACGUAGCCGACUUCACCAGCGUGCUCGUCAACUCGCCGACGCUGUGGCUCGGCGCGGGCGAUCCCAACGCGCUUGCAGAUCGCACUGGCGCAGUAGUGCAAGCCGUCAUGUUUGCAGUCUCUGAGCGGAUCGCGCUGAUUCGGGACAAUGUAGCCAAGCACCGUCCCAGUGCCGCACCGCGCGAGCUGCGUAAUUGGGUAGAGGCGAUUGUCGAAGCGCUGCCGCGCGCUGAAGAGCGCGCGCACCUCCCCGCGCUUACCGUCCUGACCGGGCUUUUGUGCGGCGUACAUACCGCACGCCAGAAAAAGCCCAAACUGUCGCUGGGCCUGGGCGCUUUGCACACGCUCCUUGCGCGCGAAUGGACAAGUGUAAGUGCGGCCCUCUUGCAGGCACUGUCCACAGCGCAAGACAGCACACACACACGCACUGCCGCGCUCGUGCUCGUUGCGCACUCCGCCGAUAUCCUGGACGCGGCGCAGCUUGCGCAGGCCGACGAUCGGCUGUGGGUAAGUACCAUCUUUCCUGCACUGCUCGCCAUCUUUCACGGGCACGCACUCGACCACGCGUUUGAGCAAGCCUACACCUCGCCCGACGGCAUUGUCGUAGAAGCAUCGAUGCCCGGCGUCGACUGGGCAGCGCGCUGCGAAGCCGAUUCCUUGUUCAAACGUGCAGGGCCCCUCGCGCGCGUGCUUUCCGACGCACUGCAGCGGCUUGGCCUGGCCAUGGAAGCGGAGCAAUUCCAGGCGUAUUUGGGCGAGGUAGCGUGCCUUACGUCUCUGCACACACUUGCGACGCGCCUUGAUACUGCGUGGAAUUCGAGCGUACUUGCAGGCGCGCCGGCGGACGCCAUCGCGCCAGCCUCGCGCGAGUACAGCGCGAGCUUCUGGCGCGUAUUCAAGACGCUGUUGUUUGCCACGACCAUGCUUUUGGACGCCGUCGUGAGCGCCGUUGCAGAGAUGUGCCCGUCGCCGGUGGCAACGUAUCCCCCCGGAGACGCAACGUACGGCGUGUGGCCGCCGAUGCCGCGGAGCAAUAUCCCCCUUCCCUACUUGCGCCUGCUUUCCGAUGCACUGCAUAUCUACAUGCCGCUCUAUUUUUGCACCGCGACGUUUGGCCUCGACGGGUUUGAGUCGUACCGAAAAGUAUUUUACUCGGCGCUGGACGUGCUUGGCCACGAUGCCGAGUCGUGCACACAGCUCACUGCAGCGCUCGCAUUCGAUAUCCUGCACGGCGCACGCCCCGACGCGACGCUGGCGCGCAGUGUCGGGCAUGGCGAGCGCAUGCACACGACCUACCUUCUCCUCAUCGCCGAGCAACUCGCCGCGGAGCUCCCGCAGACCAUGGUCGACCGCCUCGUUUUGCCCAUGGCCCAGCCCUACCUGGAGGACACGCGCUUCCAAGACACGUUUGAGUCUGCACACGCGUUUGUCCUCGCGCUAUACAAGAUCCAAAGCCCGUGCACGGCAGAGCUCACACCGUUCUACGUAGACCUCGUGCUUGCGAGCUACCCCUCUCUGCUCACCGACACGCAGCUCGAGGCGGCGCUGACCACCGUCGUUGCCUCCCUCUCGGAGCGCAGCGACUCGCUCGCGUGGUGGUGCAUCGAGCGGCUUGACAUCGCCAUGGUGCGCACCCGCAUCACGGAUCCUGUGCGCUCGUUGGCAUUUGCGCGCUGCAUUGCUGCGCUGCUUCCCAGCGUCAACCUCGUGCUUCUGCGCGCGCUGCUCGCGAAACUCAGCGCCGCGAUCCUACACGCCGACCCCGCAAGUACAGAGCGCACCGAGAUGCUGGAGCGCACGUACGCGUCACUCGGGGAGGUGGACGCAUCCACGCAGGAAGAAGCUAUGCACUGGUGGCUCGAGCAUAUUGCCGUAUUUACACAUUCCAUGCGUAGCUAG
Molecule: messenger RNA, 2064 nt
Organism: Malassezia vespertilionis
Lineage: Eukaryota; Fungi; Basidiomycota; Malasseziomycetes; Malasseziales; Malasseziaceae
Exons: 1
Coding region: 1-2064 (687 amino acids)
Source: RefSeq, a predicted model, not a curated record